Molecule: messenger RNA, 594 nt
Organism: Pristis pectinata (smalltooth sawfish)
Lineage: Eukaryota; Metazoa; Chordata; Chondrichthyes; Rhinopristiformes; Pristidae
Gene: ndufs6
Product: NADH:ubiquinone oxidoreductase subunit S6
Exons: 4
Coding region: 38-460 (140 amino acids)
Biological process (GO): mitochondrial electron transport, NADH to ubiquinone
Source: RefSeq, a predicted model, not a curated record
CCGGUCGCCGCGCCUCCCUGAAGGUGACCGAUUCAACAUGGCGGCCGCGGUGGGUCGGCGCGUCUGGUGCUCGGCGGCGGCGGCGGCGCUGCGGGUGGGCCCGGGCCUGGGGCUGGUCAGCGGCCGCCCGGGGCCGGGGCCGGGGCCGCGGCUGGUCAGCGGCUUCCCGGGCGCGGGCCUGCAGGCGGCGGAGAAAGUGACCCACACCGGACAGGUUUAUGAAAAGGAUGAUUAUAGAAGAGUCAGAUUUAUUGGUCGACAAAAAGAAGUAAAUGAAAAUUUUGCUAUUGACUUAGUUGCCGAGGAACCAAUAACUGAAGUAACGGACAGAGUGGUUUCAUGUGAUGGUGGUGGUGGAGCCCUUGGGCAUCCUAAGGUGUACAUAAACUUGGAUAAAGAGACAAAAGUUGGAACAUGUGGUUAUUGUGGACUUCGUUUUAAACAAAAGCAUCAUCACUGAGAUGGGAUCAUUUAGAAUAGAUUCAUUUUUUUUCUCUAAUGUAUGACAGUAAGCUAUGAAAAUGAAUUAAUUGAACUUUGCACUGGUUGUUGCUGAAAUGAAGUUAGAAUAAAAACAAUCUCUUGUGAAACCAA